Trachymyrmex septentrionalis is the source of this 2776-nucleotide messenger RNA. It is a transcript of the gene shaker, whose product is annotated as potassium voltage-gated channel protein Shaker. The transcript has 9 exons. Gene Ontology annotation, biological process: protein homooligomerization; potassium ion transmembrane transport. Gene Ontology annotation, cellular component: membrane; voltage-gated potassium channel complex. The record is from RefSeq and is a predicted model, not a curated record. Gene Ontology annotation, molecular function: protein binding; delayed rectifier potassium channel activity. Bases 136 to 1677 code for a protein of 513 amino acids. Lineage: Eukaryota; Metazoa; Arthropoda; Insecta; Hymenoptera; Formicidae.
CGCAACAUGCGGGAAGGUACAAUAGCGCAAGCCAUCACGGCGAUCUGCUGGGCCAUCGCCAGUUAGCCACUAGGACCCACCGCUCCGGAUUGACCCCUCUGCGAAAAAACAACAAAGAGGCCGCCUCCAUGCAACAUGCAGAUGAUCCUGGUUGCUGGCGGAUCGCUGCCGAAACUCAGCAGCCAGGACGAGGAUGGGACGAACCCCCACACCCAAUACACAGGCGUCACACACUUCGAACCCAUACCGCACGAUCAUGAUUUCUGCGAAAGGGUCGUCAUCAACGUGAGCGGACUACGGUUUGAAACACAGCUGCGUACGCUGAACCAAUUUCCGGACACGCUGCUCGGCGAUCCGUCACGGCGGCUCCGAUACUUCGAUCCAUUGCGCAACGAAUACUUUUUCGAUCGGAAUCGACCUUCCUUCGAUGCCAUACUCUACUACUAUCAGAGCGGCGGCCGUCUACGCCGUCCGGUCAACGUCCCGCUCGAUGUCUUCUCCGAAGAAAUCAAGUUCUACGAACUGGGCGAGAUGGCUACCAACAAGUUUAGGGAAGACGAGGGCUUCAUCAAGGAGGAAGAGAAGCCGCUGCCAUCACACGAGUUUCAGAGAAAAGUCUGGCUCUUGUUCGAAUAUCCGGAAAGCUCGCAGGGUGCCCGGGUGGUCGCUAUAAUCUCUGUGUUCGUGAUUCUCCUGUCGAUCGUGAUCUUCUGCCUGGAGACAUUACCCGAGUUCAAACACUACAAGGUCUUCAACACGACGACGAAUGGCACGAAAAUCGAGGAGGACGAAGUGCCGGACAUCACGGACCCGUUCUUCCUAAUAGAGACUAUCUGUAUCAUCUGGUUCACAUUCGAGUUAACAGUGCGCUUCCUCGCCUGCCCAAAUAAAUUCAACUUCUUCCGUGACGUAAUGAACAUCAUCGAUAUCAUCGCGAUCAUUCCAUAUUUCAUCACUCUCGCCACGGUAGUGGCUGAGGAGGAGGACACGCUAAAUUUACCCAAGGCACCGGUAAGCCCGCAAGACAAAAGUACGAACCAGGCGAUGUCCUUGGCGAUACUCAGGGUGAUCAGGCUGGUCCGAGUGUUUCGGAUAUUCAAGUUAUCCAGACACAGUAAAGGCCUUCAGAUCCUCGGGCGGACCCUCAAGGCCUCCAUGAGGGAACUCGGGUUGCUCAUCUUUUUCCUUUUUAUCGGUGUGGUGCUAUUCUCGUCGGCGGUAUACUUCGCGGAGGCCGGCUCCGAGAAUUCAUACUUCAAGUCCAUUCCGGACGCGUUCUGGUGGGCCGUUGUCACGAUGACGACCGUGGGCUAUGGUGACAUGACGCCCGUCGGGGUUUGGGGAAAAAUUGUGGGUUCGUUGUGUGCAAUCGCCGGUGUUUUGACGAUUGCUCUACCCGUUCCCGUAAUUGUCUCCAAUUUCAACUACUUUUAUCAUCGUGAGACUGACCAGGAGGAAAUGCAAUCACAGAAUUUCAAUCAUGUUACUAGUUGUCCGUAUCUUCCUGGCACCUUAGGUAUGAAGAAGAUCUCGAUGUCAGAAUCUUCGUCAGAUAUGAUGGAAUUAGAAGAAGGCACCUUAUUCUCUCAUCAGGAGAUUACGAAGAAGUCAAAUUGUAACCCUCGCCACAAUAAUAAUAUCAAUCCAGCUUGCAUGAGUAUCGAGACUGAUGUCUGACUACUAGUGAAGGAGACGGUGGCAGCAUGGUGGCCGUUAUUGAGCCAAUUGUCAAAGGGAUGCAUCUGCAUUUCCCUGCGGUGCCUGACGUAGAGGCCUCCUUCACCCGUCAUCAUAGUCGUAAGCGGCUGGCAUCACUCGCUAGCCUGUCCAGGUCCGUCAUUGCGAGGGGCGUCUCAGGUCAAAAAAUACGCGAAGGAUCACUAGAAUGAUCCUUCGAAGAGCCGAUCUGGCAGCUUUUUCCAUCUGAGACGUUGAAAAAACAGAAGAGAGUGAGGUGGAUCCAAGGGUGUGUGAAGAGCUAGAAAUGGGGAUGAAUCUAUAACCCGGUUUCGAGACAUCAUCACCUUUUCCACCUUCUCAACGAGCUUGCGCCCCGCGUAAGGACCCACGUGCGAACGAAGGGGAUGGGAUAUUCCUCGUCCGCGUGCGAGCGUGUACGCGUGCGGCCCAACCCCCGACACCACCGACUCCAGUGUUCAAAACAAAAAAAAAAUAAAGAUGUAACAAAUGAUACCAAAGAAACAUCUUGGCGUUUUCGUAUAAGCGCUGUCGAGUGUCCCCCCGUCCUUACGGGCUCCUCCGCCUUUCAAAAUACCAAACAGGUGAAAUAAAGAAGGGGGAGCCAGUGAAGCGGAAGCAACAAAUGGGGAUUGUACCAGAUAAUACUAUAUUAAUUAUCAAUAUAAAUUAAUUGAUUACCGUACAUGUAGGGUGAGGGUAAGUUAACAAAGUACAUUUUAUGAUUAUCACAAAUGCGAGAACGUUUAGAAAAUGCUGCUUGCGGAGAAAGCGACAAGAAAGCUUGUAAAAGAUGCAUUAAAAAUGUAGAACUGAAUGAUGGUGACUACAAAGACAAAGAGAAAGAGAGAGAAAGAGAGAGAGACAGAGAGAGAGAGAGAGAGAGAGAGAGAGAGGCAAAAGGAAACGAGAAAAAGAGAAAAAGAUAAAGUGUGUGUACGGCGUAGACUGUUCUGUUCCUUUGUUUUUCUUUUUUUAAACAAAGGACACUAAGAAAGCCGAUUUUCUAAUCAAUUUGCCAUUGUAUGAUAUAUUAUUCGACAAUAGGAUUUAUUUUUAGUCUUACUACAUUCACGCA